AUGGCUGCGCAGGACGAGUCUAGGAAGGCCCCUGUUCGCUCUGCAACUGCGUGCACCGAAUGCCAGCGCCGAAAGCAAAAGUGCAAUCGAACAUGGCCUUGUAAUCACUGCCAGGCGAGAAAAAUAGCACACCAAUGUAAAUUCGUCCCGAAAAAGGCUGUAAGGGCUGCUAAUUUAGCGGCCAACGAUAAAAGAACGCCGGAGGCCCACCAAAUACAUCCUGAAGACCCAAAACAAGGGCAGUUACUUGAUGACGGCAUUAUAUCUGCGAACAAUGAUGAUUUCCGAUCCCUCGGGUAUCUACCUGAUACUCAAAAUGUGCCGGAUAACGGUGCCCAAGAGCCAGCCGCGAUCUCACUAGGUAGUCAGGCCAGUCUUUCUAGUGAGAUGAAGAACGCCUUACAUGCCAUUCCUCCAAAGCCAUACACAGAUAUCCUCGUCGACCAUUUCCUCGAUAACACAAAUUACCAAUACUAUGCUCUCUACCCACCGGCUUUUAUGCAGGACUAUAACGCCUGGUGGUCAGGGAGAGCAACUGGUUUGCAGCCCACUCCAGAGUUUACAUGCUUAUUGCUCCGCCUUUGUGCGUGCUCCAUUUCUUCCCUCGACGAAGAUAUACGCCAAAAAUUGGAAUCAGAGCUAGGACAGCCCGUCGACGGCCUCUCAAUAUUAUACCAUAGGACGGCAAAACAAUUGAGCAGUACAAUAGGCCCUGGUAAGGGCGGCUUGAUGCAAGUGCAACAAUUGUUCUUAACUGCCCAGUGGUUUAAAACCGAAGCAUUAUUCGUGGAGUCAUGGCAUGCCUUGGGUGCCGCUAUUCACGAGGCACAAGAGCUAGGCAUGCACAGAAGCUCUUCAGGUCCAAGAUUCUCUGACUUUGACCGGGAAAUGAGAAGGCGACUCUGGUUCAUACUGUACGCCUGGGAUUGGCAAAUGUCUUUACUACUUUCCCGCCCGUUUAUAAUCAACAGCACUUGCUGUACGUUUGAACUGCCCGACUUGCGGUUGGAUCCCGUGGACUCCCAGCCCGAAACGCCUUCCCCAAUUACCCACAUGGUUCUUCAAUGUCAGCUCGGUCUGUCAAUAUCAAAAUUACCGGGAGUGAUGGGUGGUGUUCUAUCGUUAACCCAAGCAAUGGCCGUCCAACAAGAAACGGAGAAAUGGUUCAAAUCAUUCCCUCCGGCAUAUUCCAUUUCAAAUCCCGAUACCCGAUGGGACGAAACUCAUAGAUUCAUAAAACUGCAACGCUUCCAACUACAUGUCAUAGGAUAUAUGAUGAUACUGAUGCCGCUAAAGCAAUGCCUAACAAAAUAUAUCGACCCGAUUAGCUCCAGCAUAGAAAAGGGUCUACAAACAACCGCAGUUGAAAAUGCACUAAAGCUGCUUGAGGCCUGCAACGACCUACUGAGGCACAUACUACCCCUGAACGCAAAAUUCCAUUUUGCUCCUUUUCUCAUGUUCGACACUACCGCAAUGUUAUGCUCCGCCAUAGUACACGAUAAAAACAAAAUCCUUCCACAGCGAGACAGGAUCCUCGAAGCGAUUCCGAAAACACUUGCCGAGCUGGGACGUUUAUCGGAGCGUGCAAAGACUGGAAUGAUCUGCUAUACAGCUUUGAGGAAGCUCGUCGCUUGUCUUCCAUUGGUGCCAAAAGAAGCUUUGGCUUUUACAGACUCCACUCCCGAGAGCUCAAUCGAAGCGCCUCCAACUUUAUCAGAUAUACCAGGCAUCCCACACCCUUUACCUGGUACUGCUGUGACACUAUCGCCGGGAAAUAUAUUUCACGAUGGGCUUCUUGCUCCUACGUCUCUAGAUUUUCUGCCCUCAGACCCGAUGGGUGGGUAUAACGGAUUCACAGAUCUGUCACAGAUAGAUCUGGGCGAGCUGAGUCAGAUUUGGGAUUGGGGAAGUCUUGAUAUUGAUUUUCCGAAUGAAUCAUUUUAG
Molecule: messenger RNA, 1944 nt
Organism: Aspergillus puulaauensis
Lineage: Eukaryota; Fungi; Ascomycota; Eurotiomycetes; Eurotiales; Aspergillaceae
Exons: 7
Coding region: 1-1944 (647 amino acids)
Biological process (GO): DNA-templated transcription; regulation of DNA-templated transcription
Cellular component (GO): nucleus
Molecular function (GO): zinc ion binding; DNA-binding transcription factor activity, RNA polymerase II-specific; DNA binding
Source: RefSeq, a predicted model, not a curated record